AGGAGGAGGUCAGCCUCGCUCGCUCGGGUCGUCGUCCUGCCGCCACUGAGAGCCUACCGCCAGAGGCAAAGGCGGCGGCAGCUCGGCCCCUUUAAGGCCGAGACUGGCGUAAGGCGAUCCCGCAGUGAGUGCCAGCCUGUCGCUGCAGUAGCAAAAGCCUGUGCCGGGGAAGCGCCGCGCGUGGGUGUGAAGGGCUCUCCCCGCCGCAGGGACCCGCCAGAAAGGAUGGGAGGGCACGGUAAGCCCUCAGCUGUACUGGAGGAACUUCCUCCAACCUAAGGAGCCUUCCUCUGACUCAAGUGGCUCUUCUGCUGGACGAAGCAGAGCCACAUUGGCUGGACGAAAGCUUCAAACUUUGUUCUGUGGAGUGGCUGAAGAAUGAUGGCGGUCUCCAAUAAACUCAUUCUGGGAGUUGGUGUUAGUAGUUUUGCUAUAUUUCAACUUCUCUUCCAUGUAAUAAGUUCUUGGCUGUCUGCACGUUUAACUUGCGGUUUUAAUAAUCUUGACCAAAACAAGAAGAUUGAAUGGAAUUCAAGGACAGUAUCGACAUUCCAUGCCUUGGUGGUUGGACCAUUUUGUUUCUAUAUUUUAUUAUACGAUGAAGCUGUUAAUGCUGACCAUGUAUGGGGUGAUCCUUCUUUAGUGAAACUAAAUCUUGCCAUUACUACAGGCUACCUCAUUUCAGAUUUGUUGCUUAUUAUUUUCUACUGGAAGGCGAUUGGGGAUAUAUUUUUUGUAAUUCACCAUUUAUUAGGACUCUAUGCUUACUACUUUGUACUGGAUAGAGGAUUAUUGGCAUAUUUUGCUAACUUUCGUCUGCUUGCAGAAUUCUCUACCCCUUUUGUGAAUCAGCGGUGGUUUUUUGAAGUGUUGGGGUAUUCCAAGUCUUCAAAAGGCAACAUUAUCAAUGGAAUACUCAUGACAGUCAUGUUCUUCCUGGCGAGGAUUGCAGUCAUGCCAGUUUACUAUAGCCAUGUUGCUUUUGAAUAUGGAACAGAAGCUUUCCACAGAUUAGGAUUUGCAGCUCAAAGCGCCUGGUUUAUCUCUAGCAUUCUAUUGGAUGUCAUGAACUUAAUGUGGAUGGUCAAAAUUACAAAGGGAUGUUACAAAGUUGUUUGUCUUAUUGGACAAGGAGAAGUCAAAGCUCAUAAGAAUGGAAAAUCUGACUAGAAGACUUAAAAAAACACCUCUUGACAGCAUUUUUUUUGUUUUUGGUUCAUCAAAUGAACAAUACACACUUUUGCCAUUAAAAUUUUCUCUUAAGGAAAGAAGGCAUUACCUCUGUUUAAAUUUAGCCUUUCCCUUGUCUGGCUGUCUGGGCACCCAGGGCCACUUCGUUUAAAGACUUAACAUUUGCUGAAAUGGGAAACAAAUAUAUGCUGCAUAUACCUUGGCAGCAUGUUUUAAUCACAAAUGAACCUGUAAAGGAACAAACUCUUCUAGCACUACGUUCCUAAGAAUUUUCACUCAGGUUUCUUCGACUAAUGUGUUUUUAAUGCCUGUGAAUGUCAGGAUCUCUAGUUUACGUUAUGUUAAUAUGACAACUUUCCUGGCAUGUUUUUCUGCUUUCUCAGUGUUUGGUGUUCAUAGCUGAGGUUUCCUGUUUUGACAACUUUUUUUAAAAAACAUUUUUGCAAGUAUUUUUCUUUGAAUCUGUGAUCUUUUACUGCAUUUUCUGCUGCCUUACAUGCAUGGAUACAACCUUUUGGGAUAUAUAGAGUAAUUUUACAUAAACUGAUCUAAAUUAGAAUUUGGGAGUUAUUUUUCUUUUUUUUAACUCAUUAUAUUCUGCUGUGGAUAAACUGCUGUUCUUCUCAUUCUUUUAAAAAAUUAUCUGGAUUCCAUCACAUGUUAGCAUGUUAUGCUAUUUGGAGAUAAAAACAAAAUUCUUACUCCAGGGUUACUUCUGUGUCAUGGCUGUUGGGACAUGUAUAUGUUUUUAGUGUAUUGUCAUAUAACUAAGACAUUUUUAUGGUGUAUAACUUAAUGAACGAGAAACCUUUAAUAAGUUUGGAUUGUACAUUAGUAUCAAAAUAGCUGCUGAAUUUGUCAAGCAAAGUUUAAUCUUUUUCUAAUUUCAUUCCAUUUUCAUUUUAAAAUAUGUUAGAAAAAACUGCCCACUGAUACCAAAUUAUACUUCUUUCAAAAACAUUUUUCUUUAAUUCUUUCUACCUUUCAACAGCAGCUUUACAAAGCUCAUACUUUAAUUGCUGUCAUAAAACAGCUAUUCUUCAAAGUCACGGAGCCUUUAACAGAAAUUUGCAAACAUGCAUUGCUGAUGAUGAAGACUAACUGAAAGGAAGCCUUUGUAAAGAUAAAAUUAUUGAAAAACAUAGUUGCGUUAAUUGUACACACAUUCUCUUCUAUUGCCUACAGAUUUUCUUCUUUCUGUAUUUAUUCUUGAACUGUUUCUCAAAUAAUCAAAUAUUCACUUGUGUUUGUGUUUAAAGUUUUUAAAUAUUGUGUGUCAUAAUUUGCUGCUAAUAUGGUGUUUAUUUUUACGACUGAUGAAAAUAUGCAGGAACACAGGCUGUUUGGACUUCUUAUUUUUGAGCAGGCUUCAUGUUCCUAUUGUGUAUUGGCCUAUUGCUGCUUUAGCAAAUCUUAUACAACAGAUUAUUCAUAUUCUGAAACAGAUAAUAGCCUGUGGCUACUAGAUAAUAUAGGUAUAAAGAAAGUGUUACUAAAACUUGCAGAUUCUUUACUUUUUCAGACCUUUCCAAAUUCUGUGUAUCUUGGUAAACAAGCUCAUGGUCUUAGAAGAUUAUAAAGAGUGCUGUCAUCUUAAGUAGCCCCCCCCCCCCCUUUGUCAUGUCAUUUGAACCACUUCAAAUCAUCAUCGGUUCAAAUCAUGUUUAUUUCUUAAAGGUCUGGGAAAACAAGUAGUGACUUUCAUGCGUGAAAGAUCUGUCACAUUUCAAAAGCCAUCAAAGAGAUUUCCGGUUCCCUUGAAAACUGGACUUUCAGUGGAGACCACUCACACUUUCAGCUCUGAGUCAUCAAUUACUACACAUCAAUGUGUGAACCAGCCUGCAGCUAUUAUUUACCAAAUAGUCAUUUUUCUAUCCAAAAGGUAGGAAUGGGGGACAGAAAAACCUUGUAAAAAUUCAAAUAUAAAUAUCUGCUUUUUCCCCCUUGGUGGAAAUGUGAUGAUUGCGAAUGACCCAUACUUUUUAUAGUCCAGGCUUGUUACAUGAUAUAAGACAGCUGUUCUCUGCUGACAAGUACUGGGUGCUGUUUGGGCUUCUUGUUUUGAUUUGCCAUUUCUGAUUUAGUAAAGUGCCUUGUUACAGGUUCUAAUACAUUUGCUAUUUGCAAAGUGGCUGCCUUGAGCUAACAGUUGAAAUAGGACUGAAUAUUUUUUAAAUCCUACAUUUAAAAUUUCGCUGAAAGUAAUGUCCUGAUCUAAUGUGCUAAGAACAAUAUUCAAGAAAAUGGAUUUUCACCAAUACAGGAACACUGAACUAACUGUGAAGCUCCUCUUGCUUUGGUUUAGAACUAAUUGUGCAACCCUCUGUGGGUUUUCCUGGGAGAGAAAGGAGUUUCUCAUUCUCCCCUCAGUGCCCGCACCACUGAAUUGCCUCUUUGGAGGCAGUGCUGCGUUGUUGUCUCCAGCCACUGUUCUACUGCUCCACCUUGGAUUGGGCUGUGAAAGGUUGGGUUUCUGUGCAUGUCCAUCAGUUCAGACUUGUUUUGCUCACAGAACACUUUUAAGAUCAACGCAACUUUUUUGAGAUUUAUCAUUUCAAGCACAGGUCCCAUUAUCUAUGUAGCAGCCAUAGCAGAGUGGUAAAUCUCCACCACUACAAUCACCUAGAUGCGAUAAGGAUGUUGUUCUUCUCUGAAAGACCCGCUUUCCUCACUACUGUUACAAUGAUUGCUACAAAUUGAAUCCAGUUGUGGGUACCAAAUCCCAUUGAACAAGGAAGUCCAAAUGUGUAUGCGGGUGUCUGGCAGAAUCAGCAGGGGUGGCCUUUAAGUAUCUGUAUCCAUACUGGUUUAGUGUGUGGGCAAAGCCGAAUUAAAUGGCUGUGGCCUUUUGAUUUUUCUGGGAGUUGGCAUUAGGACAAAAGCUGCUUCUCAGUUUGUCCACACAGUAUCAUGUAGCAUCCCAUGUUUACAGCAGAACACGAUUAGUAUACAUUGCAACUCACUUUGCUUUUGAAUUGGACUAGAGAAUGACAGUACUUUGCAGCAUCUGAAAAUCCUCUUCCACACAUUUCAGUUGUACUAUUUGAAAUAGCCCUUCAUACAUAUAGUAUAGCUGGCUGAUAGCCAAAAGGUGUACUAGGCAGCUAAAGCCUUCAUCCAGUUUUUUUCCAGUUGCGUUGUAAAGAUUGUAGUCUGAAGAUAAAUUUUCUGAAAAAUCACAGUAUCUGUAAAAACUUUCCAUAUGGCUCCCUGUACCAUAGCCUAUAGCUUGGAAAGUUCAAAGUGUUUCUACACUGAACCUUUCGGAUAACUGAAAGUGCUAUUUAUCGAGUAUUGAAAUCAAUAUGGACUUCAUGGAUUUGGUUCAUAAGCGGUGUUAAAUCAGCAGUGUUUAUUACUGGAAAAUGAUAUAAAUAAACUAUUAUCUUCCCUUUUUCCCUUUUACUUACUGGAGCAGGAGAGCAUAUUCUUUAAGUUUUUACAUUUGAAAUGCUAUAUAUAUUGGAAUUAAUACAACUUCCUUAUUUGUAGAAGGAACUGGCAUGUACCAUGCUAGGCUAUUUUCACCAAAAAAACAUAUAAGAUGCAUGAUCAGAAAGCUCACUUUUAUUUAAACAAGGUAAACUGCUUUACUAACACAAUACCAAAGCAGUGUGCACUUUCAUUCAACGUAAGAUUUUUUUUAAAGAUAUGAUUCACCAUGAAGAGAACUUGCAUGCUAUGGCAGUGAAUGUUUUCUGGUAGUAUCCAUUGGAAACUCUUUGCUAUCCUCCUACCUUAAGUUUGAGGGGUGUAUCUUCAAUUGAGUGUAUUUUAGAAUGCUCUCAUAAUACAAUUAUAUAAACUCUUACUAUCAAAAUAGCAUAAUACUGAAGGGUUGAGAAUGGUCAAAGUGUGCCCACUGGAUUGCAUUCAACCUUCCACAUAAUUUUUCUGACCUUCACAAACAUGCCUGUACAUAAAUUUUAUACGUGUACUUGAGGGUGUAUGUGGAGAUCAUGCGCUGAGUAGAGAGAUGGCACGAAGACAAAAAAAAGGGGGGGAGGAUGAAGCCUGGCUGAGUUAUGGCAAGUGCCUCUUGAAGGCUCAUAUUAUAUACUCCCCUAUUUUCCUUGCUUAGUGGCUAGAAUGCUUGUGCAUCUUUCCCAUCUACUCAUGACACUGAUGGUCAAACUAUACAUGCAAAGUUCCUGAAAUCUUUCAUGUUAAAAAGCAACCAUGGGCACCUCUGAUUUUUUUCCCCAGGAGCAUGGCACUGGAUGGUUAUUUAUGUCUGAACAGGAACCACGUUGGCAAGAUAAUUAUGGCAAGUUUGAAUUUGCUGGUGGAAGAAAUCAUUAUUAAGCAGUACCUAAUGAUGGGCACAAUUCCCAUUGCCCUCUGAAUGAUUUGUACAUCACAUCUCUAAGCAUGUUUACUAACAAAGCAUCCCACAGAGUCCAGUGGUUCUUGCCUAGCAAGUGUGGUUAGAACUGAAGUGUUAGGAGUGAGGUUUCUUGUGCAUCUUGCACCCAUUUUGGUAGUGCAUAUCACAAGAAGUGUUCUUGGUGGACUGAGUCCAAUAACUUGCCAGUUGUCAAUAGGACCAACUUCACAGGUAGCAUUUUAUUUUGCAGUUCUAGCCAUAACUUCAGUUUUAUCUAUAGAAAAAUGUUGCUUCAGCAUGUACCUAAAUUUGAAGAAACAGUCUUGUUUGUCCAUUUUAGAACUUUGUGGCUGAGGAACAACCAAAAAUGCAUGAGCAUUUCUGUCCUGGUUGAGUUUGGCUCUCUAGCGAAGGAGUUUUUAUGAUCAGAAAGAUCCCUAAUGUAAGGCUAAAUAACAAAGAACUCAAAUUUAGCUUUACUACGCACUUUUUGUCUUAUUCUAAUACUACCCCUAAAACGUCUCCAGAAAUAACAAAAUAUAUUAGUGUUACAAAAAUUGCUAUCAACAUUCAGAUUUAAUGGCCCAGAUGAGGACUACAUUUUGCUGCAUAGCAGAAAACCUUAAUUGUUGCUUAGUGGCAAAGAAAUUGUACAACUGUACAAUCAAUUGUACAAUUCAGUUUUGGUUUGGGACCUGUUCUUUGCCGUGCUGCAUGGUAAGCUGUUUUUUUUUUUAAACAGUGGCUAGUUUGAAAGCUGCCCGCCUUGCCAUUUGGUGUGUGUGUGUGUGUGGGGGGGGGGGGGGUUAAAAUUCACAGUACAUGCAGGCAAGACCUUGUGUACACCUGAAGUAUAAACUCUUUUGAUCCCAGACAAUGAUAACUUGACAAUCCUUUGUAACAUGUCAGUCUUUACUACAAUUUAGCCCUCCAAUAUCUUAUAUGAAUGAUUUAAAACAAGUAUGAGGCAACAAAAUAUAUCCUCAUACUAGUUACUUGGGUUUGACAUGUUUUUGGAACUGUGAUUUUUUUGUAAACAAAAGUAUGUAUUAGCUUGACUUCACUGAUAAUGAUCAUAAAAUACUUGGGGUUUUUUUUAACGCUUAAAAUCACAAGGCAAAUUAUUAGCCCUCUGGUGGGAAAACUAAGAACUUGAGCAUAUUUGCACUAGUAUUCUCGUAUUACCUGAAAAAUCAAGCUAAAAGUCCAACUGGUAUUAUAUGAGUACAGGCACCUUGUAUCCAGAAGAUAAAUAUUAGAAAACAAAUGAAAAAAUCCUGAGAAUUGUUUAUUGUACUGUAAUACAUUCCUAUGCUAAAAUUAUCUAGCGUUGAAGUACCUAGUUAGAUCCUCUCUUUGAAGAAACAAACUGUUAGAACUGCAUAAAUCAGAUUCGAUAGGGAUUGUGGUUUAACGUUACAGAAUAACAUAUUUCAAAUGAACAAGUGAGAUUUUAAAAUGUAGAGCAGAAAGGUUUUUUUUUAAAGCAGUUGCUGCUGGUUGUUGAAAUGUAUUAUGGAACAUAAUCAGAAAUCUGAUUCCAGUGUACAGUCCCAUGAAUUUGGGUGUUAUUUCCAUUCUUAAGUUUCUCCCAAAAGUUUGUUUUUUUAAAAAAAAUAAGUGAUCCAUGUAUCAGGCAGUACUGCUGGUUUUAAUGUUAUAUGUUUUCUUUUAAUUCACAAAAUUAAAAUCCAUGCAACAAAUCAAAAGCACUGCUGAUCGGCAAAUUAAUGCUGGGAAAAAGAGUGCAAUUUAGAGUCUGAUAGGAGGCCUUAGUAAAUCAUAGCACAAGUUUAAUAAAGGUGGUACUGAAAUUCCAUACGGGGAUGGAAUGAAGAUGACAUCUGCGAAUCUAUCCAUAAUAAACUGAUAUCCUACAAUAACAGCAGUGAUGUUGCUUCAAAUUAUAAUGGCACAAGAAAUGGGGAGAGAUGUAUUGAUUCCGUAGAAUGAAGUGGCUGUACGAUUUGUGAACUUAAUAUGAUCUGACCAUCUGCUUGAUUAGUCUUACAUGUUGCUUGUGAGAGAGGCGUACACAUGAGUUUGCACUUUGCUGGUAUUUGAAAGCCUUGCUGUUUUGUAAAAUAUGUGUAGGCUGAUCUUGUUCGAGGUUAUAUGCAAUAAUGUCUAUGAGCAAUAAGUUGCAUGUGUAUUCAAGGUACUGGUACAUAAGAAUAAAAGGAAAAGAAUGCAGUUA
This is a messenger RNA of Sphaerodactylus townsendi, 7715 nucleotides long. RefSeq names its product TLC domain containing 4 (gene TLCD4). Bases 379 to 1170 code for a protein of 263 amino acids. Gene Ontology annotation, biological process: lipid homeostasis. NCBI's taxonomy places the organism in Eukaryota, Metazoa, Chordata, Lepidosauria, Squamata, Sphaerodactylidae. The transcript is spliced from 8 exons. The record is from RefSeq and is a predicted model, not a curated record. Gene Ontology annotation, cellular component: endoplasmic reticulum; membrane.